AUGCACGACGGAUUUCCUCACGGUACCAUCUGCAAUUUAUCCACUCACGCGCUCGAUCAAACAAUUAAAAAAUUCUGGGAGAUCGAGGAAGCUCCCACGAAGAAACUGUUUUCGGACGAAGAAUCCGCGGCUGAAAACCAUUAUAAACAGCACACGCGACGCGAUUCCGAUUCCGGAAAAUACAUUGUUAGUCUUCCCUUUAAGGAAGAACACGCACUUGGCGAUUCAUACGCAACCGCUCUCAAACGAUUUUACUCACUCGAGAAAAACCUCGCGAAAAACACGGACCGCAAGCAGCUAUACGUUGAUUUCAUGAACGAGUAUGCUGUCUUGGGUCAUAUGUCCGAACAACAACACGACAAUAAACGUGAGAGCUAUUAUCUGCCGCAUCACGCAGUAUUCAAGGAGAGUAGCCUCACUACGAAGCUCCGCGUUGUUUUCGACGACGAUCGCCAAUGUCAAAAGAUAUUGUGGCGAGAUGAUCCAAUCAAACCCAUCAAGACCGACACACUCAACACAGUGACAUACGGAACAUCCGCGGCACCGUUUCUGGCGAUACACUCGCUUCAUCAAUUAGCCGAUGACGAGGCGUCUCUAUUUCCGAAGGGAGCAGCCAUAAUGAAAGCAGAUCUUUACGUCGACGACUUAUUAACUGGAGCACGAUUAAUAGGACCAGUAAUAGUAUGGGCGAAACUUCUGAUGCAACGACUGUGGCAAUUACGCGUGGAUUAG
Habropoda laboriosa is the source of this 732-nucleotide messenger RNA. RefSeq lists its product as uncharacterized. The record is from RefSeq and is a predicted model, not a curated record. Lineage: Eukaryota; Metazoa; Arthropoda; Insecta; Hymenoptera; Apidae. The transcript is spliced from 3 exons. Bases 1 to 732 code for a protein of 243 amino acids.